Phyllopteryx taeniolatus (common seadragon) is the source of this 1879-nucleotide messenger RNA. RefSeq names its product ETS variant transcription factor 7 (gene etv7). Lineage: Eukaryota; Metazoa; Chordata; Actinopteri; Syngnathiformes; Syngnathidae. Gene Ontology annotation, molecular function: DNA-binding transcription factor activity, RNA polymerase II-specific; sequence-specific DNA binding. The transcript has 9 exons. Gene Ontology annotation, biological process: cell differentiation; regulation of transcription by RNA polymerase II. The coding region runs from base 222 to 1331 and encodes 369 amino acids. Gene Ontology annotation, cellular component: nucleus. The record is from RefSeq and is a predicted model, not a curated record.
AAGUUUAACGUGCCCUCUUUACCGUGGUUGGAAAGGGUAUUUUGCGCACUGUCCACACGAGGAUUAUCUUUCUUUCGUUUUUCAUUGUCCCCCAAGGCUUGAAUACGAAACUAGUAGAGUUGUGCUUCUCAGGAGUCGGAAAACAAAACUAAUGUGUUAGGGAACGUUUCAUCUGUUUACUUUUGAACUUCGAAGCUCAUAUUUCUUCUUCGGAACAUGUCAUGAUGUCAUUGUUGGUAAAGGAAGACCAUCAAAAAAGAAGUUCCUCCACUUUAAUGCAUGGCGUUCCACCAAGGGGGCAUCACAACCCAGCAGGCGAGCUUGCACGGUUCGGUCCCCCCACACGCGAUGAUCUGUGGCAUCUACCGGGCGAGCUACGGAUAAAUCCAUUUUUGUGGGAUAAGGAAGAUGUUUCCCACUGGCUCCACUGGGCUCACAAGGAGUACUCACUUCGGCGACCUGAGAAGGGACACUUUGAGAUGAAUGGUCGAGCCUUGUGCCUGCUCACCAAAGAGGACUUCAGAUACCGCAGCCCCAGCUCAGGCGAUGUUCUGUAUGAGAUCCUGCAGUGUGUGAUUUGGCAACGGAGUAGUCUUGUAUGUGAACCCCCAAAAAAGUCUGACCCAAAAACUGAAGAGUCGCUCCCUCGCUCUCCAGAUAACACGCAAGCUCCAGAAAAACAAGAUGAAACAGAAAGGCUCAUAGAAGAACCUCUCAAUUUGUCUUGCCAAGAGAAUCCUCGAAGACAAAUGCACAAACCUGAUGGUCGCUUGCCAGAGUGCAGGCUACUGUGGAAUUAUGUCUAUAAACUUCUGUCUGAUGACCAAUAUCAAGAAUACAUCAGAUGGGAGGACCGUAGCAGCCUGUUGUUCAGGGUGGUGGAUCCCAACGGCCUGGCACAUCUCUGGGGACGCUACAAGAACCGAGACAAUAUGACCUAUGAAAAAAUGUCUCGGGCUUUGAGGCACUAUUACAAACUCAACAUCAUCAAAAAGGAGCGAGGACAAAAAUUCCUCUUCAGGUUUCUGAAAACACCACAAGAGUUCAGGAAAGAGCUGGAUGACCAUGUUGAGUCUCCAGCACACUCUCCCCUUCAGGACAGGAACUUUCCAGACAGCAGUCCUUUAUCUAAUUUCAGGGAAGAAGGUUUUGAGGUUUCCCCUGAUCGUAUCUCUCCAGAGUGUUUUUCAAGUGGUCCCCCGGUGAGUGAACCAUGGAGGAGAGUCUCUCUCUGCAAAAUACCCCCAAGCUUUCGUUUCCGAGUACCAAGCGACAUCCAGCCGGACUCCGCCAGCUUGACAGCGCCAUCAAGCCGUAACUGUACAGUAUAAGGAUACAGUCAAUAUAUUGUUUUACAAAAAUACUUAACAAUAGUUAUAAUUUCUAAUAAUAUAAUAAUAAUAGAAUUUUAAUUUUUUCUCCUAUGUGCCUGCGAAUAGUGUGUGGAGAGUCUCUGUCGCAGAAAUGCACAAAUACAGUCCAUGAAUGGAACAAACACCUUCUAUCGUAAUAUUAUGAUGUAGCGACAGCGGCCAGUGAAGACCGCUGCUCCCUUGACAAUCGUGCCAUGUUUUUUCUGGUUCAGUAAAAUAUAUGUAACUGUGUUUCCCAAGAAGAACACGGGGUGGCAGUUUUUCCGUUGCAGCACGUUGGUUGAUACGUGCGAGGGUCAGUCACCUGAUGUGCAGCCGGGAGUCGCCAACUGUAAUUUUGUUUUCAAGAUUUUACAGUUGAGUCGCUAUUGGACGCGUGGCUUGGUGUGUGGCGGGCUUUAGUUAUAUCAGUUGUCGCCAUCAUUAAAACAGUGAUCUAUUUUUUGAAAUGUAAGUUUCUCAGCUGUUUAUCACUCAGUGCAACUACUACUGCAACUAGAACACAA